CUUGACACUGAUGCAUGUUAAAUUCGCUUGCUGCGCUAACAUUUUACACAAGAGGGCGACAGAAAAUAUUCAAAUUUGUUGGGAUAUUUUACUUCCAAACAGACAUUUUUCGAGAAAAAGAAUACGAGUGCAAAUAGGUUACAACCUGUCUUGCCAGCCCCAAUACUCUUGCAUUGCUGCAAGCUAACUGGCUACGAGUAGCUUCGACUUGAGGGAUUGUUCCUUAACGUGCGCGAAGAACAAAUCGCUUCCUUCUUUUGAAGAGGAUAAAGGGGACCGGAGCUGCAUAGCUUGUUCUGAAUUUCAUUUUCCUGGGGUCUGGAUUUUAUUCUACCAACGGAGUUGAUCUAAAUCAGGCUAUUCCAUCACCUAGUAUCUUGAUAUUAGGACGACAGCGACGGGUGUCGGAAAGGUGUUACGAGGCAGCACAGAAGCAGAGAGUGAGGAUGCUGACUGGUAAAUUGGUAAAAGAUAUUGACAGAUAUCAAGCUGUCCUUACCUCGUUACUAUCACUCGAGGAGAACAAAUUCUGCGCGGAUUGUGAAUCCAAAGGUCCCAGAUGGGCGUCAUGGAACCUGGGAAUAUUCAUCUGUAUCCGCUGUGCUGGGGUCCACAGGAACCUGGGCGUCCACAUCUCCAGGGUCAAGUCUGUCAACCUGGACCAAUGGACACAGGAACAGAUACAGUGUGUUCAGGAGAUGGGGAAUGCCAAGGCCAGACGACUUUAUGAAGCUUUCCUACCAGAGUGCUUCAUACGACCAGAGACUGACCAGUCAGCAGAGAUGUUCAUCAGGGACAAAUAUGAGAAGAAGAAGUACAUGGACAAGAUCCUAGAUGUCAACAGGCUUAGAAAAGAGAAGAGCUGUGAAAACAUCCCUAUGGAGCCAGUAGUGUUUGAGAAGAUGAAGUUGAAGAGAGAAACCAGCCCAAAGACACAGACCCAGUCUCCAUCUAUCUCAGACCUCCUAGGACUUGACGCUCCUGCUCCUCAUGCUGUUGUAUCUAAUGGUAGAUCCAGCCCUGGAGAGAGAGGGUGUCCUGCGGUGGCUAACCCAGCUACGAUGCACUCUGACCUGAAUCUAUUCAGCCCCCUGCCUGCCUCCUCCACCACCUCCACCAAGACCACACCGGUGGGUAGCUCCAUGCCCAGGGGUUGUGUGGCUGCGUCGGUACCCGAGAACCUCAGCCUGUUCCUGGACUCAGCACCCAGACAGGAGGGCUCUAGGACAAAGAUGUCUAAGGACUCCAUCCUCUCCCUCUACGCAACCACACCCACACCCACAUGGCACCAGAACCUGGCUGCACGAGCUGGCCUGUACAUGAACCCAGCCCAGCUGGGCUACUACGGAUCAUACCAUUCCCUGGCCACGCAGGGGGGAGCAAUGGGAGGAGGCAUGAUCACAUCACACUCCAUGAUGGCCCUGAGUGGUCAGCAGCAGAACGGUGUGAUGGGAGGACAGCAGAACGGAAUGGUACUAGCACAGCGGAAUUGCUUUAUGGCUCAACAGGGUGUCAUGGGGCAAGCGGUCAACACAUCCCCGUUCCUGGUAGGAGUGCCCCACAACAUGAUUGCUCAGCAGCAAAGCAUCAUGGGAGCUCAGCAGAACGGUAUGAUGGGAGCUCAGCAGCAAAGCAUCAUGGGAGCUCAGCAGAACGGCAUGAUGGGAGCUCAGCAGAACGGCAUGAUGGGAGCUCCGCAGAACGGCAUGAUGGGAGCUCCGCAGAACGGCAUGAUGGGAGUUCCGCAGAACGGCAUGAUGGGAGUUCCGCAGAACGGCAUGAUGGGAGCUCAGCAGAACGGUAUGACGGGAGUUCAGCAGAACGGCAUGACGGGGGCUCAGCAGAACGGCAUGAUGGGAGCUCAGCAGAACGGUAUGACCGGAGCUCAGCAGAACGAUAUGACGGGAGCUCCGCAGAACGGCAUGAUGGGAGUUCAGCAGAACGGCAUGAUGGGAGCUCAGCAGAACGGUAUGACGGGAGUUCAGCAGAACGGCAUGACGGGAGCUCAGCAGAACGGCAUGAAGGGGGGAGUGGCGGCCGUGCCUCAGCAGGUGUACGGAGUACAGGAGUGUCAGCAGCAACAGUGGAACAUCACUCAGAUGACCCAGCACAUGGCAGGAGUGAACUUUUACGGAGCCAACGGCAUGAUGGGAUACGGCGGUCAGCACAUGGAAAGACCAACGCCUCAAAGCUCCACCCACACGAUGACAUCACACAUCUGGAAGUGAUGUCAUUAUCUGAAGAGGAAGUGAAGUUGAUGUCACUGGAGCAGCAAUGGUUCUUGGGAGGUUUCGAUCUGGCCUCAUGUACAGGCCAGCUUUUCUACUAAACUCUCCAUCAGACAAUUAACAGGGGAGGAGGAGGAGGAGGAGGGUGGAGAAGUUUAUAUAGGAGCUAUUUCUACCUCUCCUCUCCUCUCCUCUCCUCUCCUCUCCUCUCCUCUCCUCUCCUCCCCUCCCCUCUCCUCUCCUCUCCUCUCCUCUCCUCUCCUCUCCUCUCCUCCCCUCCCCUCCUCUCCUCUCCUCUAACCUCUCCUCUCCUCUCCUCUCCUCACCUCUCGCCUCUCCUCCUCUUCACUCCU
Messenger RNA from Oncorhynchus keta (chum salmon), 2581 nucleotides. RefSeq names its product small ArfGAP2 (gene smap2). Gene Ontology annotation, biological process: regulation of clathrin-dependent endocytosis. The record is from RefSeq and is a predicted model, not a curated record. The coding region runs from base 447 to 2228 and encodes 593 amino acids. Gene Ontology annotation, molecular function: GTPase activator activity. NCBI's taxonomy places the organism in Eukaryota, Metazoa, Chordata, Actinopteri, Salmoniformes, Salmonidae. The transcript has 10 exons.